GUGGGGCGCCUCCCACGCCGGGACAGUGGCGGCGAGGGCGGCGGAGGCGAAGGAGCCCGGCGGGUCGGGUCUCGCGUGGGCUGCUUCCUUGGGCGCCAUGCCGCGCGUGGGGGCCUCGGAGCGGAGCCCCUUGCUGGCCUACCGCCUCUGCAGCAGCAUCUCCGUGGAGGGCGAGGCGCGCGUGGGGGCCGCCGCCGCCCGCAAGCUGCCCACCUUCCUGGGCGUCGUGGUGCCCACCCUCCUCUCCAUGUUCAGCGUCGUGCUCUUCCUCCGCCUCGGCUUCGUGGUGGGCCAGGCUGGCUUGUACCAUUCCCUGGUCAUGUUCCUGGUGGCCUAUUUCAUCAUUGGCAUGACGGUCCUCUCUGUAUGUGCCAUCUCCACCAAUGGAGCCUUGGAUGCCGGUGGCGCCUAUUAUAUGAUCAGCCGGGCUCUGGGGCCUGAGUUUGGGGGCAGCAUUGGGAUCAUGUUCUUCUUGGCCAAUGUUUGCGGCAGUGCCUUGUACAUCCUGGGGCUGGUGGAGGCCAUUGUGGAUGACUUUGGGGUUCCAGAGGGAGGGGCCGGUGCCGCCAUCCAGGUCCUGCCCCGGGGCUACUUCUUCGACGUCUUGUACGGGACGGUUCUGCUGCUGCUCUGCCUCCUGGUGUGCCUGGUGGGCGCCGGCAUCUACGCCAAGGCCACCUUCAUGAUCUUCCUCAUCGUCAUGGUGGUGCUGGCCACCGUCUGCCUCAGUUUCUUCGUGGUGAAGCCCCACACCGUGCAGCUUCCUCCCAGCAGCAGCAACAACGUCACGGAUCAUGCCCACGCCAACUUCACCGGCUUCAAACUCAGCACUCUUCAGGGAAACCUCCCCCCCGACUACAUUGUGGACUACACUACAGGGAACCUGAUGAGCUUCAGCACCGUCUUCGCUGUCAUGUUCAAUGGCUGUACCGGGAUCAUGGCAGGCUCCAAUAUGUCUGGAGAUCUGAAGCGCCCCAGUUACUCCAUUCCCCGAGGCACCAUCAUGGCGGUGGUCUUCACCUACAUCGUUUACAACUUGCUGGCUGUGCUUCUGAGCUGCACCUGCGAGAGGCUCCUCCUCCAGCGAGACUACAGCUUCCUGCGGGACAUCAACAUCUGGCCCCCCUUUGUCAUCAUUGGUGUCUAUUGCUCCACUCUCUCGGCCGCCAUGAGCAACCUGAUUGGGGCCUCCAGGAUCCUCUAUGCUUUGGCCAAGGACGAUCUUUUUGGCAAGGCUCUUUCACCGGCCAAGAAGACAUCCCGGAGUGGGAACCCUUGGGUGGCCGUGGUCUUCUCCUGGGUUCUUGUGCAGCUGGUGCUUUUCUCCGGCAAGUUGAACACCAUUGCUGCUGUGGUUACCAUCUUCUUCCUGCUGGUCUAUGCCACCGUGGAUCUGGCCUGUCUGGCCCUCGAAUGGGCAUCUGCCCCAAACUUCAGGCCCACCUUCCGGUAUUUCACCUGGCACACGUGUGUGCUGGGCAUCGCGGGCUGCGUCAUCAUGGUCUUCCUCAUCAGCCCCAUCUAUGCUUCUGCCAGUGUGGUCUUCAUGGUGGUCCUCCUCGUGGCUCUCCAUUACCUCUCGCCAAGCAGCAGCUGGGGCUACAUCAGCCAGGCUCUCAUCUUCCACCAGGUCCGCAAGUAUCUGCUGAUGCUGGACAUCCGCAAGGAGCACGUCAAGUUUUGGCGUCCCCAAGUGCUGUUGAUGGUGCGGAAUCCACGGACCUCUCUGCAGCUCAUCAGCUUCAUCAAUGACCUGAAGAAGAGCGGGUUGUACGUUCUUGGCCAUGUGGAGCUAGACAACUUGGAUUCCCUGCCCGCUGACCCUCUUGCGGACCGGUCAGACUCUUGGCUGCAACUUGUGGACAGACUGAACAUCAAAGCUUUUGUCAACCUGACACUCGCUGAUUCGGUGCGGCAUGGCACCCAGCAGCUGCUCUUCAUCUCUGGCUUGGGGGGCAUGAGGCCCAACACCAUUGCAUUGGGUUUCUAUGAUGACACAGCCUCACAAGACUUCCUGUCCCAACACCCAGCCUUUGACAGCAAUGAUGUGGCCUGGCAGAAUUUUCCCCCAGUGUGGGCUUCUGGAACCCAGAAGCGUAUCUCCUCCCAUGAGUACGUAGGCAUUAUUGCUGAUGCCGUGAAGAUGCUCCGCAACGUUUUGCUGGCCCGCUCCUUUGAGGAAUUGAAGCUGCCUCAGGCAUCAGGGUGGCGAUCCCAGAAAUUCAUCGAUGUCUGGCCAAUCAACCUGCUACGUCCUGAUAGCGCCCGCUAUGUGGACACCAGCAGCCUCUUCCUGCUGCAGAUGGCCUGCGUCCUGGCCAUGACCCGGGCCUGGCGCCGUGCCCGCUUGCGUCUGUUCCUGUGCGUGGAGAGUGGCGCCCGGCCCGGUGGCCAGGAGGACAAGCUGCGUCAGCUUCUGAAGGACUUGCGCAUCCAGGCGGACAUCCAUACCGUUCUGUGGGACAAUGUGGUUGCCCUCCAUUGGCACAAUCGGGAACAGGUUUCAGAGGGCCAUAUCACCAAUUUCCCUGGCAAUGCGGCCUGUGUUUCAAAUGAGUACUUGAGUGCUGUCAACCAACUCAUCCUCGAGCAGAGCUCUAGCCCCACUGUCCGUUUCCUCUAUCUGCCCCGCCCCCCUGCUGACACCAACCUGUAUCUCAGGUACUUGGAGCAACUUGAGGUCCUCACCCGUGGACUGGGUCCCACGCUGCUGGUGCAUGGGGUCAGUGCUGUGACAAGCACCGAACUGUAAUUCAGGGGACAAGAUUUUUGAACACAAUUGGGCUAAUGGUGGUUGACUUGCCCUUGUGUCCACCAUGGGCAAGGACUUGGUGACUCACAGAGCAGGAGAAUGACACAAUGGAUCUUGUAACCAAGGCUAGAUCAGCUGAAAACGCCUAUGGGUUUCUUGAUUCUGUUCACCUCAUCUUCCCCUUUUUCCUCACUAAGUGGGUCUUUCUAGAUCUCCUGGGAGUGGGAACUUUUCUGAGACUGGCUUGGUGUCCACCAAAGCCAUCCUAAACUGUCAUUAUUCUGUGUCUUUCCUUUGUACUUUCAUUUUUGCACUCCGGCAAAAACCUUUGCUGCAGGUAUUUGGAGUCAGUCAAGAUUCCCAUCCACUCCAGCAAAGCUGGGGCAUAGUAAAGAAGAAGAUAGCCAACCCAGACAUGCUUCAACUUGGGCCUUGAGAGCAAAGGAGACUUUUUUGUAUGUGUGUCAAUGGUCCUAUGAAAUUCAGAGACAGUUCCUUUUGACACUAGUAGAGAUGGGAGCAAAAUUAAAGAUGGCACUGAGGAACCUCUGAGCAGGUUCUCCAUGCUGGCAUUGAUGUGUUGAGACUAUGGUGGUGUCCUUGAGGAAGGGAAAUUCAUGUGUCUGCACGUGUGUGUGUGUGUCUGAACUGCACAACACAUCAGAUAAUGGGGAUAAUGAACACUAGUUCAAAAUGCACAUAGAAGACAACCUUUCACCAUCAUUCUCUGCAUGUGAUAACCACAACUUCCCAAUAAAGGUUUUCAUUUCUUAUA
Molecule: messenger RNA, 3527 nt
Organism: Anolis carolinensis (green anole)
Lineage: Eukaryota; Metazoa; Chordata; Lepidosauria; Squamata; Anolidae
Product: solute carrier family 12 member 9
Exons: 13
Coding region: 98-2752 (884 amino acids)
Biological process (GO): cell volume homeostasis; chloride transmembrane transport; potassium ion homeostasis
Cellular component (GO): membrane
Molecular function (GO): potassium:chloride symporter activity
Source: RefSeq, a predicted model, not a curated record